Molecule: messenger RNA, 936 nt
Organism: Salvia splendens (bonfire salvia)
Lineage: Eukaryota; Viridiplantae; Streptophyta; Magnoliopsida; Lamiales; Lamiaceae
Product: CWF19-like protein 2 homolog
Exons: 5
Coding region: 139-732 (197 amino acids)
Source: RefSeq, a predicted model, not a curated record
ACCAUUGUCAUCGUCAAUAAUUCUCCAUAAAUUCAUGGAAUAAAGUAAAUUUUCGGAUUCUUUGUUUGUUCAUAAUUCUCAUUUACAAAUUCUUCUCUAGAAUUAUACGAUUAAAUUGUAGAAUUUACUGUAACAAAAAUGGGAAAAAAUCAAGCGUACAAAGCGAUGCAAAUAUCUCGGCUUGGCUCGAGCUCCGCUGCGCCAGACGAGGUUGAAGAUGGCAUGGUGGAUGGUUCAUUUCAUUCACCAGAAUGGCAUGCUGCUCGUUUGGCAAGUCUCAAAACUUCUCAUACAAUUACGUGGGAGGAGUACAAAAAGAAGCAAAAGGAGGAAGAAAUGAGAAGGGGCGAGUUGGAAGCGGAUAAAGACAAGAUGAUGAGAGAGUAUAGGGCUCAGCUAGAUGCUGAAAGAUCACUUAAACUUGCACAAGGGAAAAAUCACUCCAGCAGCAAAUCCAAACGCAAAAGGGAUAAGAAAGACAGAGACUCAAAGAAACAUAGCAGCAAGAAGCGAAAGCGUUUGAAGAGAUCUUCAGAUUCUAGCUGUAGCUCCUCGUCUGAAAUAUCUAGCAGUGAUGAUGACGAGAGAGAGUCAAAGCGAUCAAAGUCGAGGUCGAGGCGGAGCAAGAAAGAGAAAAACCGGCGCUCAAGAUCAAAGCACUCGAGCAGUGAAAAUGAAGAAGUUGAAGGCCCUUUGCCUCUUUCCAGAUUCUUCGGGAGCGUGAAAAGUUGAUCUCUGCUCAAUAGCUACGUCUCGAUAUUUCCGUGUAAGAUACGCUCUUCCCUUCACUUAUUAAAUCUAUAAGUUGAAUCUGAUCAAGUUUUGCGACAUGCCUCUUUUAUAUGGACAAUCGUAUGCAAACUUAUAGAACAUUGUAAUAUUCCAUUGUUUUGUGGAUAUUGAGCCAUUGAAAGAAAAUUAAAAUUUUAACUGGAA